AUGACGAACCUUUUGGAGAAACUAAAACAAAAUGGCAGCACCGCCAUGACACUUCCCUCUUCGACCAACAAGACGAGCUCCAAUGCCAGCCGCGAUGACGACGACGAUGUGAGCAGCAAGGCGUCGUCCUUUCAAGACGAAGAGAGUGGAACUGGAAUGCUGGGCGAUGAUUCCGAACCGCGAGAAGUGAUUGGACUGCGCGAAACCAAGAUUGUCAAUUGCUCCAAGAUGUUGAUUGUCAUUAUUGUUUCGGUGCUCGCUGCCGCGGCUGGAAUCUAUACGUUUAGCUAUGUUCGACACCAAGAGUCGACGACUUAUCAGACUUCUUUUGACGUGGUGGUACAAGAGAUCUCUUCCACAGUCCAACUCCGCAGUCGCAGCGUCAUGGACAACCUCGAGACGGUCAGUGUCAGCUUGACCACACAGGCCAAGCAGGCAAACACACAGUGGCCUUUUGCACUCUUUCCCGACUUUCAAGUACAAGGACUCCUCUCCAAUCAAAUCACCGGAGCGGCCACUCUGACCCUCCAUCCCAUUGUUAGUCGGGAUGACCGACCCGCCUGGGAGAACUUUACUGUCGAGCAUCACGAUUGGUUGCUGCGGGCACACCGUUACGACGAUCACGUCCAUCCCGAACUCUACCAAGCGGCAUCGGAUGACAGCAGCAGCAGCAGCAGCAGCAAACGAAAUCAGGGAUGGAACGACACUGGCAUCACACCCUUUAUUUGGAUGUACAAUAACGACGAGGAACGUCGUCGUGUCGAAAGCACGGAAGCAGACACAUACUUUCCUGCCUGGCAACGAGCUCCCGCCGAAGAUUAUCUGCCCACCACCAAUCUCGAUUUUGCAACCCAUCAGGGCGAUUUUGCUCCCGUCAUUGCGGAUAUGAUGCAACACGAUCAUCCCGUCGUGACGGCCGCCGAUGCCGGUGGUGAUUCUUAUUUGACCAAGAACUACAAAGAAGGACGCAUCAAGCUGGGAGGUGCCCCGCGAAGUUACCUCCUCCAACCCGUCUAUGAUAACCUGCAGUGGAACCGGCAAAUGGUGGCAUUUCUCAGUGCCUUUUUAGGGUGGGAGCGGUUCUUUGAAGGAGCCCUCCCCGAGGCGGAAACAGAACCCGUCUUUUUGGUGCUGGACGGAACCUGUGGAAACCAGUCCAUGACAUUUCUAGUGUCUGGAGUCAGUGUUGUCUUUUUGGGGGAUGAUGAUCUGCACGACCCCCGCUUUGAUCUCAUGGAGCAAACCGUGACGUUUGACCAACUCGGAGGAAGUAACGCCACUUGUCGCUACUCGGCACGAAUCUAUCCCUCCAAAGACUGGGCCGAAGUCUACUUUAGUGACAAUGCCAUGGUGUACGCCGUUUUGGUCAUUACGUGUUUCCUUAUCACCACGGUACUUUUUGGCAUUUACGACUUUGCCGUACAGAGACGGCAACGCAAGGUCAUGGAAGCUGCCAACAAGACCAGUGCCAUUGUCUCGAGUUUGUUCCCCAGCAAUGUACGAGAACGACUAAUGCAGGAACUCAAGCCAUCGCAAGACGACCUAAAGCUCAUGCAACCACGAAAUAAGAGAAGCAGUACAAAGGACCCUUCGGUAUUCCGAUCCAGUGCCUCGAAAAGAGAUAGUCUCGGUGGCAGUAUGAACCGUCGUGGCAGUGCCGAUAGUGGGCCCCUUUCUGUGAUCACCAGUGAAGCCAUUUUUGGAUCCAAACCCAUUGCCGAUCUGUUCCCGGCAACCACAAUCAUGUUUGCCGAUAUGGUUGGAUUCACCGCAUGGGCAUCAACGCGUGAUCCCACUCAGGUAUUCACUCUCUUGGAGACGAUCUAUCAUGCAUUCGAUUGUAUUGCCAAGCAUCGAAAGAUCUUCAAGGUGGAGACUGUUGGAGAUUGUUAUGUAGCAGUGGCAGGACUUCCUGUACCCCGAAAGGACCACGCUGUGGCGAUGGCCAGAUUCUCAAGUGACUGCUUGGGACGCAUGGAUGAACUGACACAGCAACUCGAAAAGUCACUCGGACCAGACACGGCGGACUUGGGUCUUCGAAUCGGCCUUCAUUCUGGUCCGGUCACAGCGGGCGUUUUGAGAGGCGAGAAAGGUCGUUUUCAACUGUUUGGAGACGCAAUGAACACUGCAAGUCGUCUCGAAACAACAGGAAUGCGUGGAAAGAUUCAGCUUUCCUCCGAGACGGCAGAUCUCCUAGUUGCCGCCGGAAAAGCCAAGUGGGUGCUUCCGCGAGCUGACCCAGUCAUGGCCAAAGGCAAAGGCGAACUACAAACGUUCUGGUUGCGAUUGUAUGUCCCGUCGGCUGGUUCCAUCAAGUCGUUGGGUCUGGGUCUCCUAGAAGACAACAGCGAAAUUGAGUCAAUAGACGGAGAUAUGAUAGCAGAUGCCAGCAGCAGAUCCAUGCGAAACAUGUUGGCUCCGGCCGAUGAGAAUUCCAAGACGCAGAGGCUGGUCGAAUACAAUGUUGACAUCCUGGCCAAACUCCUGCAUCAGAUUGUGGUGCAUCGAACCUCCCAUCCUCCGAAAAUGGCCACAAGGAAUCAACGAAAGAACCUCAAAGCACGGGAAGGCCCUGUUCUAGACGAAGUCAAAGACAUUCUGGCGCUUCCUCAAUUCGACGCAAAAAUAUUCAAGAAUUCCAUCGACCCAGACAGUGUCAGCAUCUCCCCUAGAGUACACCAACAGCUCAAACUCUACGUUACUAAGAUCGCGGAGCUCUACCGACCAAACAGCUUCCAUAACUUCGAGCACGCAUCACACGUGACACAAUCCGUUAGCAAACUACUUGGUAGAAUCAUCAACCCAGCUGAUGUUCGCAAUCGUAGCGGCAAGCAACAUCAAAUCGCAGCCCAAUUCCACGACCACACUUUCGGCAUAACUUCAGAUCCAUUGACCCACUUUGCUUGCGUCCUUAGCGCCUUGAUUCACGAUGUCGACCAUCCGGGCGUAAGCAACACAGUUCUUGUGAAUGAAAACGACCCUAUCGCGGUCAAGUACAACCAGAAGAGCGUCGCAGAACAGAAUUCGGUUGUGCUCUCUUGGGAAAUCCUGAUGCAACGCGACUUCGACGAUUUGAGAGCGUGCAUCUAUUGCAACGAAGACGAGUUCGCACGAUUUCGAGCCGUGAUUGUCAACAUUGUACUGGCAACAGACAUCAUGGACAAAGAACUCGGUGCCCUUCGAAGAGCUCGAUGGGAAAAGGCCUUCAGUGCUGAGGGGUCUGGCUCAGGAAAAGGCAACACCGCUCGGAAGAGUCUGACAUCCAUGGAAAAUGAAGAUGCGCUGACCGACGUCAACAGGAAAGCCACCAUAGUUUUGGAGCACUUGAUCCAAGCAUCGGAUGUGGCCCAUACCAUGCAGCACUGGCAUGUUUUCUCCAAAUGGAAUGAAAGACUGUUCCACGAAAUGUAUGGAGCAUUCUUAGAUGGUAGAUUGGAAAAGGACCCUAGCGAAGGAUGGUAUCAAGGCGAGAUUGGAUUCUUUGACUUUUACAUCAUCCCUCUUGCGAAGAAGCUCGAAACUUGUGGGGUGUUUGGGGUUUCCAGUGAUGAGUACUUGAACUAUGCCCAGCAGAACAGAAGCGAAUGGGUGGCCAAAGGGGAGGAUAUCGUACUGUCGUACCUGGCGAGCUACGAGACAUCGGACGAUCAAUCGAAAUGA
Seminavis robusta is the source of this 3660-nucleotide messenger RNA. Lineage: Eukaryota; Bacillariophyta; Bacillariophyceae; Naviculales; Naviculaceae. The record is from the annotation of a GenBank genome assembly.